Messenger RNA from Penicillium vulpinum, 1731 nucleotides. RefSeq names its product rRNA 2'-O-methyltransferase fibrillarin-like protein. The record is from RefSeq and is a predicted model, not a curated record. NCBI's taxonomy places the organism in Eukaryota, Fungi, Ascomycota, Eurotiomycetes, Eurotiales, Aspergillaceae. The transcript is spliced from 5 exons. Gene Ontology annotation, molecular function: rRNA methyltransferase activity; histone H2AQ104 methyltransferase activity; RNA binding. Gene Ontology annotation, biological process: rRNA methylation; box C/D sno(s)RNA 3'-end processing. Bases 1 to 1731 code for a protein of 576 amino acids. Gene Ontology annotation, cellular component: box C/D methylation guide snoRNP complex; small-subunit processome.
AUGCGGUCUGCGAAAGCCGUCAUUUCAGAAAAACUUGCCCGCCUUGGUUCUACUACCAACAUGUCGUACAGCACAGGAAGCGGGAUUCAUCGGCCGCCGCAUACCAUCACCUCACUACGGCGCUGGUCUAUUGUGAAUAAGGAGCUCCCAGCUGUUUCUCAGAUUCGCGCUAUUCACGUCUACGAUUUCGACAACACCUUAUUUCUAAGUCCUCUACCAAACCCGCAAUUAUGGCAUGGGUCGUCCGUCGGUUUCCUUCAAACCAAUGAUAGUUUCGCAACUGGAGGAUGGUGGCACGACCCCAACAUUCUCUGCGCUACAGGAAAGGGCUUGGAGGUAGAAGAGCCUCGCAAAUGGGAAGGCUGGUGGAAUGAGCAAAUUCUUAGUUUGGUUAGGAAUAGCAUGGAGCAGAAAGAUGCACUCACGGUGUUGCUGACCGGUCGAAGUGAGGCUGGCUUUUCAGACAUCAUCAAGCGGAUGGUCGCUAGUCAGAAACUUGAGUUUGACCUCAUUGGUCUCAAGCCUGAAGUUGGUCCAAAUGGUCAACGGUUUGCGACGACAAUGGCCUUCAAACAGAACUUUCUUGGGGAUCUUGUUUUCACUUACGAGCAGGCUGCGGAAAUCCGUGUCUACGAGGACCGUGUCAGGCAUGUGAAAGGGUUCCGAGACUUCUUCGAGGAUCUGAACAGAGAACUUCAAAAUGGACCCGCUACCGAACGGAUGCCCAUCCUUGCUGAAGUCAUCCAGGUAACUGAGGGCUGCACAUACCUUGACCCCGUAACUGAGACUGCCGAGGUGCAGCGCAUGGUCAAUGCCCACAAUCUCACACUACGCAACCCUGCUUUGAACGUAACCAAGAGCCGCUGUGGGCGGAUGUAUAUCAAGCGGGUCGUUUUCUACACGGGAUAUCUGGUUACUCCAGAGGUUUCAAACAGCAUGACACAGAAUUUGCUGGCUCCACUGCUCCCCCCGGGACUUGCUGAAUCAAAUGACCUGAAGUACAUGGCUAACAGCAUCCUAAUCACCCCACGCCCAGCACCCCGUUCAAUCCUUGACAAGGUUGGAGGUAUGGGCAAGAAACUAAAGUGGCAGGUUACCGGUACCGGAAACCUGGAGAACAAGAUAUGGGCGGCCCGCGUGGCGCCUAUUCCAGCGACAGAACCUUAUCACACGGAAAACCCACUGCCAAUUGUAGUACUGGCUGUUCGCAAAGGUGCUCGUCUCAUUGAUGCAGGGAAGAUCCAAAACUGGCAUCCCAUUCCGGCUGAUAAGGCCAUGACCUUUGAUAGUGUGGUCGGCGAGAAGGUUGUCCUACGAGUUGAAGACAGUGGAGAACAUCGUCAAGGAGAGCAGCACAUGAACAGGAGUCAAAAGCGACGCUUCCAGCAGGAGGAGGAUGCUGUCAAUUGGCCAAAUCAAAACACUGGCUUCGAUACCCCAUCUCAUGGCCGCGGCAACUACCACUCCUCUCAGCGCGGCGGAGGUGACAGCCGUCCCCAAUAUGAUGAUAGUCCGCGAGGAAGAGGAGCUCAUCGUGGUCGUGGCCGAGGUAUCGGACGCGGGCGCGGUAACAACACUCGAGGCCGUGGCCGAGGUCGUGGUCGAGGUGAAUACUACCAGUACAGGUCGCUGGAUGACCAUAGCAGUGGAUACGAUGGGGCACACGACGGCAAGAACGGGCACAGUGGUGGCGGAGGUGCAGGAAGAGGAGGUUACUCCAUGGACUAUUGA